GGUCACCCCUACGUCCUACUGGACAGUAUCCCGGGUUCUGGCUCACAGUCGGAAGCUCUUGUGAAAUCACCUGGAUCUGGGACUCCCUCCUGUACACAGCCCUGCAGCCUGACAUGUGUUCACCCUGUACUGCAUACCUGUCUAUUUGACCUUUGACCUUCAGGGCUCUCUUCACAUGUCUUACGCCUGAUGUGUAGGAGAGGUGCAGCAUGCUCUCAAGGGGGAGAGGGAGCCGUUUUUUUAGAUUGGUUUCAGGCAGAACAUUUUUAACAGCGAGAUGGAGAUGUCCCUGUGGAUUUGUGUUUGUGUUUUUGUGUUUUAUGGAGAAGGCCAAGCCUUGCGCUGUACCUUUAAGACCAGACGAAGAGCAUCCUUUCCUGCGCUGUCCUGGAGCUGGAUGAUUCACGCUUCCUGUCAGCUUUAGAAAUCAGCAGCUCAAAUCUUUGACUUCAGUGUGUGGAUCUGUCAUGCUUUGUUUGUUGAGAAACUCGGGGUGUUUUCCCUCUGGUCUCCGGUCCUCUCCUCUCUCUGUCCCUGUGCAGCUGUGAUCCUUGAGGCUCUGCUCUCCUGUGUUCUUCAUGUUGUCUCUCUCCCGUGUGUCUUACCUGGAGUAGGCUGCAGGAACAGGCACCGUAGGCUUCCCCUGGGUGCAGCUACCUCCCGAAUACCGUGGGUGUGGCUUACGAAACAAAGCCUCGAGCGGGAACUACUACUUCAUCCCCUACGUGAUGACCCCCAGCAACGAGUACAUGUGCUGCGAGAGCGACGCCCAGCGGCGGGCGUCUGAGUACAUGCAGCCCAGCUGGGACAGCCUGCUGGGGCCGCUGUGCGUGCCGCUGAUGGAGAGGUUCAUCAGCCUGCUCAAGGACAUCCACGUCACGUCCUGCGCGUCGUUCAAGGACACCCUCCUGAACGACAUCCGCAAGGCCCGAGACAAGUACCAGGGGGAGGAGCUGGCCAAGGAGCUCUCCCGCAUCAAGCUGCGCAUUGACAACACGGAGGUUCUGACGCAGGACAUCGUCAUGAACCUGCUCUUCUCCUACAGGGACAUCCAGGACUACGACGCCAUGGUGAAGCUGGUGGAGACCCUGGAGAUGCUGCCCACCUGUGACCUGGCCAACCAGCCCAUGAUCCAGUUCCACUAUGCAUUCGCUCUCAACAGGAGGAACAGCCCCGGGGACCGAGAGCAGGCUCUCAGGGUGAUGCUGCAGGUGCUGCAGUCCUGCGAUCACCCGGCGCCGGACAUGUUCUGCCUGUGCGGGCGGAUCUACAAGGACAUCUUCCUGGACAGCGACUGCAAGGACACCAAGAACCGGGACAACGCCAUCCAGUGGUACCGGAAGGGAUUCGAGCUUCAGCCUACCUUGUACUCGGGCAUCAACCUGGCCGUCUUACUGAUUGUUGCUGGACAGCAGUUUGAGAGCUCCAUUGAGCUGCGGAAAAUAGGUGUGCGGCUGAACAGCCUUCUGGGCCGUAAGGGCAGCCUGGAGAAGAUGAACAACUACUGGGACGUGGGGCAGUUCUUCACCGUCAGCAUGCUGGCCAACGACAUCCCCAAGGCUGUGCAGGCCGCUGAGAAGCUCUUCAAACUGAAGCCUCCCGUCUGGUACCUGCGCUCGGUGGUUCAGAACCUGCAGCUCAUCCAGCGGUUCAAGAAACAGAACCUGGAGCACUCGCCCCAGAGAGAGAGGCUCAACUUCUGGAUGGACAUCAUCGUGGAGGCCACACGAGAGACCACCAACGGCCUGCGCUUCCCGGUGCUGAUCCUGGAGCCCACCAAGAUCUACCAGCCCUCGUAUGUCUGCAUCAACAGCGAGGCGGAGGAGAAGAACGUCUCCAUCUGGCACGUCUCCCCCGCGGACACGAAAGGAAUCCACGAGUGGAAUUUCACAGCCGCGUCGAUCAAGGGGAUCAGCAUUUCCAAGUUCGACGAGCGCUGCUGCUUCCUGUAUGUGCACGACAACUCAGACGACUUCCAGAUCUACUUCUCCACGGAGGACCAGUGCGGCAGGUUCUGCUCCAUGGUGAAGGAGGUCAUCUCCGACGGAUCUGGGAACGCGGUGGAGCUGGAGGGCGAGGCGGACGGAGACACCCUGGAGUACGAGUACGACUACAACGAGAACGGGGACAGGGUGGUCCUGGGCCGCGGCACCUACGGAGUGGUGUACGCUGGGAGGGACCUGAGCAACCAGGUGCGCAUCGCAAUCAAGGAGAUACCUGAGAGAGACAGCAGAUACUCACAGCCCCUCCACGAGGAAAUCGCCCUGCACAAGUACCUGAAGCACAGGAACAUCGUGCAGUACCUGGGUUCGGUGUCCGAGGACGGCUACAUCAAGAUCUUCAUGGAGCAGGUCCCUGGAGGAAGCCUGUCCGCCCUGCUGCGCUCCAAGUGGGGGCCCCUGAAGGAGGCGACCAUAAUAUUCUACACCCGGCAGAUCCUGGAGGGGCUGCGCUAUCUCCACGAGAACCAGAUCGUCCAUCGCGACAUCAAGGGGGACAAUGUGCUUGUGAACACGUACAGCGGGGUGCUGAAGAUCUCCGAUUUCGGGACCUCCAAGCGACUGGCUGGAGUGAACCCCUGCACCGAGACCUUCACUGGCACGCUGCAGUACAUGGCCCCCGAGAUCAUCGACAAGGGUCCCCGGGGGUACGGAGCCCCGGCCGAUAUCUGGUCUUUGGGCUGCACCAUCAUCGAGAUGGCCACGGGCAAACCGCCCUUCCACGAGCUGGGUGAGCCACAGGCUGCCAUGUUCAAGGUGGGGAUGUUUAAGAUCCAUCCAGAGAUCCCAGAGUCCCUCUCGGUCGAAGCCAAGUCUUUCAUCCUGCGCUGCUUCGAACCCGACCCCAACAAGCGGGCCACGGCCACCGACUUGCUCAAGGACUCCUUUGUGCGGCACAACGUCAAGGGCAAGAAGAACAAGAUCGCCUUCAAACCCUCAGUGUGGCAAGACUACAUCCGCAGCGUGUCGCUGCCCGUGCAGAUGCAGGGGGAGAGCGCGGGCGGCGGCAGCAGCAGCAGCGAGCACGGCUCCGUCUCGCCCGACUGCGACGCCAAGCACGACGUCUUCUUCGAGAAGAAGAAGCGCUCCAGCUCCGAGAACCUCAUCAAGCCGCCCAGCUCCAACUUCCUCAGCGUCCCGGACGAGAGCUCCGUGUCCGAAGACCGCAGUGCCCCUCCCUCCCCGGAGGACCGGGAUGCGGGGCUGUUCCUGCUGAAGAAGGACAGCGAACGGCGGGCCAUCCUGUACAAGGUCCUGAAUGAAGACCAGGACAAGGUGGUCUCCAACCUCAUGGAGAACCACAUCCAGGGCAGCGAGGAGCUGAAGCUGUCGAUCGAUCACAUCAAGCAGAUCAUCUGCAUCCUGCGCGACUUCAUCCGCUCUCCAGAGCGCCGCGUCAUGGCGACCACGAUAUCCAAGCUCAAGCUGGACCUGGACUUCGACAGCACCUCCAUCAACCAGAUCCAGCUGGUGCUCUUUGGCUUCCAGGACGCGGUUAACAAGGUCCUGAGAAACCAUCACAUCAAGCCCCACUGGAUGUUCGCUAUGGACAACAUCAUCCGCAGGGCCGUCCAGGCCGCCGUCACCAUCCUCAUCCCAGAGCUGCAGACGCACUUCGGGCCAGCGUCAGAGAGCGAGGGCGUGGACAAGGACGCCGACGAGGUGGAUGUGGAGGACGGGGAGUUUGCGGGGGAGGAACCUGUGGCCCCUGAGGACCAGGGUCUCACCUCGGGCGUCAGCACCCUCAGCUCCGUGCUGUCGCAUGAAUCCCAGCGCCCACAGCACCCCCUGGGUUCACAGCUGGGGAGACUCAAACAGGACACCAACAGGCUGCUGGAGGAUCUGGUCCAGAAGGAGAAGGAGUACCAGCAGGUCCUGAGACAGUCACUCCAGCAGAGAGCACACGACCUGGAGCUCAUCAGGGUCAGAUCCAGGCCCAUAGACAUCCCCACCCCCUCCAUAUUUCACAUCCCGGCGGAUCUGCAGGGGGACAAGGAGCUGACGGACUGGCUGAAGGAGCAGGGAGCCGACACUGACACCAUAGAGAAGUUUGUCGUGGAGGACUACACACUCAACGACGUUCUCAACGACGUGACGAAGGAGGACCUGCGUUCCCUGAGGCUACGGGGCGGCGUGCUGUGCAGAAUCUGGCGGGCAAUCCAGAAGCACCGCAGCAAGGACCAGAGGAGGCAGCAGAGGGCAUCAGAGAGCAUGGAGGCCUGACGGGCGUCUCUGGACAAGAGGGACGACCACAGCGACACGCUAACCUGACGAGCCCCAGCACACUUGCUCCAGUCCUGUUUUCUUUCUGUGGAGGAACGGGCUGCGCCCACCCCAGUGCCUUCCUUCCCCUUCCCCUUUCCUCGUGGUGCUGGGCUGUGCCCACUUUGUCCUCUGGUCCCCGUUUUCCUCACUGUAGUACUGCCCACACACCGCUGUGCUGGCCCUCUCUCCUGGCCUUGGAAAGCUGCAGUCCACAGGCUCCCUAAGGAACUGCAACUCCUGCUGCAAGAAAAGACUUGGAAGCGGCCCUGGAUGAUCCCAGCCAUUAGGAGCUCGGGUAGAGGAAGUACUGUUGGCAGCAGAGAGCGUGACUGCAGGAAGCUGGUGGCCCUGCAUGCUGGUUCGCCAGAGCCACAGCCCACCGGACUCCAGUCCUCAGCCCUCGUGCUCACAAGAGGCUCACUGGGAAGCUCCACUAGCUGUUGGCUUAUUAGAGCAGCUCUUCGCCAAAGGUAUUCUUAAGGUGCUGGCGAUGUCAAAUUCUCCAUUGGAGCUGCUGAACUGUGGCCUUUCAACUCCCAACAAUGGACAGCCCCCCCAUGUAGCCCCUGCACAAAGGGGAAGGAUGCUAGUUAAUUCAGAAGAUUCUGAACUACAUUUCAAAGCCAAAGUACUCCCAAAGUGGGGCGUCAGUCUCGCUUGGGUGAAUGUGAGUGGAGCAGGAUGUCUGUGAAAUUUCUAAGUAGUGAUGCCUUCCUUGCGUUCACUGUUAAUGAACUUGUGAUAUAUGUAACAGAUGUGCAGAAAAUGGCAUGUUAAAUCUGACAAUUGUCAUCGAUUCAGUCGCCCUCAAAAAGGGAACCAAGCAGUCCAUGUGAGCAGGACCAGGAGGCCCUGCUGCCUUGCAGGGCCAGAUCCCUGAAAGUGAAGAUGAGAGGCUGUGGUCCCUCCUGCUGGGCCUGUAAGCCUGUCUGGACAGUUAAUCCCCUUCACACCUGAGGCUGCACCUGUGUGAUACAUGCCUCCAGGCAUGGUGCCACCUACUGGAAGACCAAAGCAUAUACAAACCACUCAGAAUGCUGCAAAUGUGCCUUAACUUGAUUACAUGUAUCUUUGUAAUUCGGCUACCAUUUUUGUGCCUUGAAAAGACAAGUCAAGCUAUUGGCUUGGAAUGUGUAAACUGCUUAUUGCCGUUAAAUAUUCCAAUUCACCCACUUCUCAGAGACCCCAAGUAACGGAUUAUGCAAAAGUUUAGUUGCAGGUUAUAAGAAUAUUGUACAUUAUCCAUGUGUGACAUUUGAACUAGUUUGUGAAUAUCAAAUGCAGAACAGUGCUGACUGAAUUGCACCUGUAAACCAUCACUAAGCAUGCACAUAAAGCAAUGAAGUGGGCAUGUUUAGAGUUGUGUGAACUAUAUUGAUCGCAGGAAUAAAGUCACAUUUUCAGCAACAAGUUUAA
Lepisosteus oculatus (spotted gar) is the source of this 5681-nucleotide messenger RNA. NCBI's taxonomy places the organism in Eukaryota, Metazoa, Chordata, Actinopteri, Semionotiformes, Lepisosteidae. The record is from RefSeq and is a predicted model, not a curated record.